AUGUUGUGCUUACAUAUAAUUCCUGAAUAUUCUGAAACCAAGUCAUUUUCAUUUGAGUUGUUUGACUACGGCGCAUAUUGCCCCACACCGAAGCCUCUGACUGGAAAGUUAUUGGAUUUUAUUUCCGAUCCGCACUCGAAAGGAACCAUUUUGGUGGCGUUUGGGACAGUGAUUAACUGGAAUCGAAUCCCCAGGGAGAAAUUUGAGGCUAUUCUUACAACGCUAAAUUCUUUAACGGAUUAUCGUAUCGUAUGGGCCUAUAAUGGUGAACAUGUACAGACAAAAUCACAUAUUUACACUUCCAAGUGGAUACCUCAAGUAGACGUUUUGUACGAUAAUCGGACAGUGCUAUUUUUCAGCCACGGUGGUUUAAAAAGGUACUGA
Molecule: messenger RNA, 384 nt
Organism: Strongylus vulgaris
Lineage: Eukaryota; Metazoa; Nematoda; Chromadorea; Rhabditida; Strongylidae
Source: the annotation of a GenBank genome assembly